Molecule: messenger RNA, 3280 nt
Organism: Lampris incognitus (smalleye Pacific opah)
Lineage: Eukaryota; Metazoa; Chordata; Actinopteri; Lampriformes; Lampridae
Gene: fyna
Product: FYN proto-oncogene, Src family tyrosine kinase a
Exons: 13
Coding region: 226-1839 (537 amino acids)
Biological process (GO): protein phosphorylation; T cell receptor signaling pathway; cell differentiation
Cellular component (GO): extrinsic component of cytoplasmic side of plasma membrane
Molecular function (GO): ATP binding; non-membrane spanning protein tyrosine kinase activity; signaling receptor binding
Source: RefSeq, a predicted model, not a curated record
GGCUGGGACGGGUAUGCCGCUAUUAUCUUCUACGAGCCAAAAACAUUAACGGAGAAGUAGAGAGAGAGAAAAUAUCGGCGCAUUUUCUGCGACGGACAUUCCGGAAAACCCCAGAUGGAUUAGUCUGCUUUAUUCGUGUGGCUCCGUUGCGCUGUUCGCUACGCAAUGUGGAACAAAUAAAGAUCUGGACUCACUGAAACUACAGCAUACAGUAGACAGUAGAGAAUGGGCUGUGUCCAAUGUAAGGAUAAAGAAGCAACAAAACUCACUGAUGAUCGGGAGACCAGUCUCACGCAAAACUCGGGGUACCGCUAUGGGGCUGACCCAACGCCGCAGCAUUACCCCAGCUUCGGGGUCACCGCCAUCCCAAACUACAACAACUUCCACAGCGCAGCAACGCAGGGGGUGACCGUGUUCGGAGGGGUCCACACUUCCUCACAGUCUGGGACGCUCCGGUCCCGAGGAGGAACAGGGGUAACCUUGUUUGUGGCGCUGUAUGACUAUGAAGCCAGGACUGAGGAUGACCUCAGCUUCAGAAAGGGGGAGAAGUUCCAGAUCCUAAACAGCACUGAGGGAGACUGGUGGGAGGCUCGUUCUCUCACUACGGGUGGAACUGGUUACAUUCCCAGUAAUUACGUGGCUCCAGUGGACUCCAUCCAAGCUGAGGACUGGUAUUUUGGUAAACUAGGCCGAAAGGACGCAGAGAGACAGCUCCUCUCCAACGGCAACCCCAGAGGCACAUUCCUCAUCCGUGAGAGUGAAACAACCAAAGGGGCCUUUUCCCUGUCUAUCCAGGACUGGGAUGACAUCAAAGGAGAUCACGUGAAACACUACAAAAUUCGCAAGUUGGACAGCGGUGGCUACUACAUCACCACCAGGGCACAGUUUGAGACGCUACAGCAGCUGGUGCAGCACUACUCUGCCAGGGCUGCAGGACUUUGCUGCCGGCUUAUAGUCCCAUGCCAUAAAGGCAUGCCCCGUCUGGCAGACCUGUCCGUUAAAACCAAAGACGUGUGGGAGAUCCCGCGGGAGUCGCUGCAGCUCAUCAAACGUCUUGGCAAUGGCCAGUUUGGAGAGGUCUGGAUGGGCACGUGGAAUGGCACCACUAAGGUGGCAGUGAAGACUCUGAAGCCAGGCACCAUGUCGCCCGAGUCCUUCCUAGAGGAGGCCCAGAUUAUGAAGAAGCUUCGACAUGACAAGCUGGUCCAGCUCUAUGCCGUGGUGUCCGAGGAGCCCAUCUAUAUUGUCACAGAGUACAUGAGCAAAGGGAGCUUGCUUGACUUCCUGAAGGACGGAGAAGGACGAGGUCUCAAGCUGCCGAAUCUAGUGGACAUGGCGGCUCAGGUGGCAGCAGGCAUGGCCUACAUUGAGAGGAUGAACUACAUCCACCGAGACCUGCGCUCUGCCAACAUCCUGGUAGGAGACAGCCUGGUGUGUAAGAUUGCUGACUUUGGUCUGGCUCGCCUCAUAGAGGACAACGAGUACACCGCAAGACAAGGUGCCAAGUUUCCCAUUAAAUGGACCGCUCCCGAGGCAGCACUCUAUGGGAAGUUCACCAUCAAAUCAGAUGUCUGGUCAUUUGGAAUCCUGUUGACAGAGCUGGUGACCAAGGGCCGAGUCCCCUAUCCUGGUAUGAACAACCGUGAGGUGUUGGAGCAGGUGGAGCGCGGCUACAGAAUGCCCUGCCCUCAGGACUGCCCCAUAUCCCUGCAUGAGCUGAUGAUCCAGUGCUGGAAGAAAGACCCGGAGGAGCGGCCUACCUUCGAGUACUUGCAGGCCUUUUUGGAGGACUACUUCACUGCCACUGAGCCACAGUACCAGCCGGGGGAUAAUCUCUGAGCAUCAGUUGCCGUUGUCAUCUCGUGUUAUUCAUACGCUGGCCACUAGAGGGGGCCAAACAAACACCACAAGUCCUUUGUCAUCUUGUGGUGAGAUAAUUAAAUGACUGAUAACUAACUUGCCUCAUAUGGUGGAUGAUGACACUACCGCUGUGUAAAAACCCAACUCACUACCACUCUCACGCUUCCAGUUCUUUUACGAUAUGUUUCAUGUUUCAAAGCUGAUGACUUCACAACCGCCAUCUUGAUGCACUUCAUUUGGACUGGAAAAAAAGUACGCUUUUUGGGGAAGGGGCGGGGGAGGGGCACCAAGAUGACUGACGAAUUGAAAUGGACUACUGCAGAUGAGAGGAAUGGAUUGUGGUGUGUAUCUUGUACGUAGUGUAAAUAAAUACAAACUGCUUGUUUACUUAUCCCCGUUCUUUUGUUUUAUAUUACUUUUGAUAUUUUGGAAAUGUGUGGAUUUUUUUUAAUCCAAGGUCAAGGUUAUCUCAGAAUUAUGGCUUGUAGAUAAACAUGUGAAGCUCACAGUUGGUAACAAAUCGUGACAUAAUCGUAGGAAUGGUGAUUGUUAGACAUUGUGGAGAAAAUCUCAGAAAUUUCUCUGGGAGUCCACCAACCUUUUUUUACGAGGUUACUAUAAAUGCUAUCCUCUUCUCAAGGAAUUUAGAUGUAUUAUAGCACCCGUUCUUGCCUUUUUAUGUUUAGUAAUAUUCUUAUAAAGUAAGGGAAUGCCUUCAUGCUUUCUAUACACUAACUAAACGCCUAUUGCAUCAUGGGCUUCUCCCCAAACUUGUAUGGCAUCUGCACUGACAUCAAGUGCAUCCAUUGUAUUUGUGCUUAUAAGCCAAGGAUUUUUUUGAAUCAGCUUAAAGUAACUUAAUUCAUCGUGGCUUCUUGUGGUUGUAUAGGGGUUGAUGCCCCUGCAAAUGGCAACCAUUGUUAGGCUGACUGCUUAUUAUGAUGAUGAUAUUUUUAAAAGUAUGUUGCAUUACUGUAUGGCAGCAGGCUAUGUAAGAACUAUGCUUUGAACAUACAGAUUGUCUCUGCGCUUCUAAGGCCAAACAAACUGCCAUUUUCACAUUUUCAUGACUGGAAUGAAGGAUGCAAACCUGUAAUUGUCCCUCCAUAAUGUGUAUCUGGAAAUAACAUGCUGUUUAUGAGACCAUACAUGUUUAUUUCAUAGUAUUUAUUUGCUCUCUUUUUCUCUGCCAUUUUGUUUUGUCCUUAACCAUAUACAGUGGAAUAACCAGGUAAACCUACAGUGUCCUGAAAAUGUUGAAUUUCCCUGUCUGGAUGAGAUUGCAGGACAGUAAGCCACUAUUUAAGUUUCUUUUUGGGGGGGGGGUGAAUCCUCAGUUUUGUAGCAGUUGGUUUAUUCUCAUUGAGUAGAUAGGCAAAAUAUUUUUGGUCUCUGCAUUAUUUAUUGUCUCUGUCUGUUA